Messenger RNA from Neolamprologus brichardi, 1976 nucleotides. Lineage: Eukaryota; Metazoa; Chordata; Actinopteri; Cichliformes; Cichlidae. The record is from RefSeq and is a predicted model, not a curated record.
CACUUCUCAUUCAGUUAUUUUGCUAGGAAAAUGUGAAAUGGGUGUGAUGAAUUAUUGAGAAAUCAAAGCAUGCAUGAAAAUGCAGAAUAUAAGGCAAAAACAGUUUGUACAACUCUAACAAGCUUAAGUCUGCGUUCUCGUAACUCCUUUGUCUUCAAGAAUAGAUCUCCAGGCUUCUUGAAGGAAAUGUUUGCUGCUUUUUGCCUCCGUUAAGAUGAUCCCACACUGCCUCAGUAAUGUUGAAGUCCUGGGGAGAUCAGUCCAUGACUGAUCACGCCCCAUUGUCUUUUUUUUUUCCCAUUAUCCAGUUAUGCUUUUACUGCAUUGGCCAUGUGUCUGGGCUUUUGACCUGUUGAAAAAUGAUGCCGUUGCCAGUCAGGUUUCUGGAUAGUAUUGCAUGGUGGAUCAAAAUCUGAUGGUAUUAUGGCAGUUUUGGCAAGAUCAAAAACGCCACUGGCUGAAAUGCAGCCCUAAACCAUGACAGAACCUCCACCAUGUUUUACAGAUAGCUGUAGACACCAACUCUUGUACCUCUUUCUUGACCUCCUCUGGACAUCAUUUGAACCAAAAAUUUCACAUUUAGAUUUAUCAGUUCAUAAGACCUGAGCCUCUGAUUUUCAACCUAGUUCUUGUUUAAUUUGCAUACCUCAGCCUUUUAUCCUGGUUUCCCUUCCUUAACAAUGGCAAACAGUCUUCUACAGAGACGAUUUCUGAUGAAACCGAAGAGCCCAAAGCAUCACACAUGCAGGAUCAAAAUGGACCCUGAGAUGGACUCUCAGCUUAAGAUUGGCUUUAUCGGUGCAGGGAACAUGGCGUUUGGCAUCGCCAAAGGCAUCUUAUCUGGAAAUGUCCUUCCUGCAAACGUCAAAGUUAGUGCACCAUCCUCAAGGAAUCUGGGACGCUUUCAGGAGCUGGGCAUUGCUGUAACUCACUCCAACAUAGAGGUGGUUUGUGGGUCCGAUGUGGUCUUUGUCGCAGUCAAACCUCACCUGGUUCCGCUAGUUCUCAAGGAGGUCACACAACACGUCACUGACAGACACAUGAUUGUAUCUGUUGCAGCAGGAGUAACACUAGCAACGUUAGAGGAGCUCCUUCCUGAGAACUCUGUUGCCAUCCGGCUGAUGCCAAAUCUACCGUGUUUAGUUCAGGAAGGUGCUCUCCUGUUUGCUCGAGGAUCACACGCAAAGCAGGAGGACAGCGCACUACUUCGCUCCCUGUUGCAUCGCUGUGGUUUGGUGGAGGAGGGACCUGAAGCCUGGAUUGACAUCCAUACUGGGCUGAGUGGGAGCGGAGUAGCCUUUGUGUAUCUUUUUGCUGAAGCUCUGGCAGAAGGAGCUGUUAAAAUGGGCAUGCCAAGCGCUCUAGCCCACAGCAUUGCCUCUCAGACUGUUCUGGGUGCUGGGAGGUUGUUGCGUGAUUCUGGGAAGCAUCCAGCUCAACUUCGCUCGGAAGUCUGCACGCCAGGUGGAACAACUAUAUAUGGGCUUCACACACUGGAACAAGGCGGUGUGAGGGCGUCAACCAUGAGUGCUGUGGAGUCCGCCACCGAGAGAGCCAGGGAACUCGGCCGAAAGUCAACAGCAGGGAGCAGAAAGUGAUGGACAAAUUUGCCUUUAAGAACUACUCAUUAGACUUUUAACUUGAUAAAUACCCAACAUGGAAACAUGGAACUCCUCUUUUUCUUUUUUUUCUCCUCUUCUCAUCACACUCAAAAACACAAACAAGUUGUCCCUUUUUCAAUCACAUUUUCUCAUCUUCUUUCAGUCUCUGUAAGCUAAAAGUCAACAUUGGCUUAAUCUUAAAAUUGAUUCUGACAGUUUAAUAUUAGACCAUGAUUUCUGUUUUUACAUGCACUCAAAUAACCUUGUCUUUUUGGAUUUGGAUGCAAGUAAGGUACAACCCAAAUUUGAUUGUACCAGUAUUUGUUGAUAUAUUCUAAUAACAAAAUGCUGAAUAAAUCCAACUUGUCACAUUUA